AUGUCCGCAAAACAUUCCAUGCAACUUUUCCGGGCGCUGCGCAUCUCCCAGCCCGCCUUCCGACAGCCCGUCAUCUGCCGUUUCUACUCAACAUCGACCGAUAAUGCGCCCCCUCCUCUGCUCUCCAAGCUCAAGGCCGAUCUCAAGACGGCCAUGCGUGCCAAGGAUGCCCCUCGUCUGAACGUCCUCCGAGCUAUCAUGUCCGCCAACCUCAACGCCUCCAAGACCUCGACUCCCAUCAAGACCGAUGUCCAGCUCGUCGCCUUGAUCCGCAAGAUCCAGAAGAGUGCCCAAGAUGCUGCCACUGAGGCCAAGGCCGCUAACCGUGAGGAUCUUGUCCAGAAGGAGGAGGGUCAGAUCAAGGUGCUAGAGGAGUACAUUGCCGGCAGCGGUGUUGAGAGUCUGACCGAGGCUCAGCUCAAGGCUUUGGUGCAGGAUGCUGUUGAAGCUUCAAAGGCUGCUGGAACCCAGGCCAAAUCCAUCCUUGGCGAUGUCAUGAAGCGACUAGCUGGAGCUCUUGAGGGUAAGGACGUUGACAGGAAGGAAUUGGCCAAGAUGGUCAAGGAGCUCACUGGUUAG
This is a messenger RNA of Fusarium sp. VM40, 579 nucleotides long. The record is from the annotation of a GenBank genome assembly. Lineage: Eukaryota; Fungi; Ascomycota; Sordariomycetes; Hypocreales; Nectriaceae.